This is a messenger RNA of Drosophila miranda, 765 nucleotides long. Its product is annotated as putative gustatory receptor 59b. Bases 1 to 765 code for a protein of 254 amino acids. NCBI's taxonomy places the organism in Eukaryota, Metazoa, Arthropoda, Insecta, Diptera, Drosophilidae. Gene Ontology annotation, cellular component: membrane. The transcript has 4 exons. The record is from RefSeq and is a predicted model, not a curated record. Gene Ontology annotation, biological process: sensory perception of taste.
AUGUACACGCAGAUCGUUAACGUCAUCACGGUUACAAUGCUGCCGGCUGCUACUUUAGAUUUGUUCAAUUCAUUUUCGAUGGGCUUCUGGCUGCUGCAGUUCAUGUGGAUUACUCCCUACGUCCUUCAUGCGGUAAACUAUGCUGUCAUCGUCCACACUCUGAUCUUUCGUGGCCAUCGGAACAUCAUACAGAUGGAGCUGCACCAUUUGAGUGUUAAAUUGAACCGCGAGAUGGGCCGUGCCGGAAAGCAGAUGAACUCGACGUUACGGAGUGGCUUUAUGAUUUUGAUGUCUAUCGUACACUGCUACUUUGUGUCGUUCUGGAAAGUUGCUAUAGGAUAUGACUUCGUGAACCAGCAACUGGAGGAGCUCAUCUCCACACGCUCGCCGCUAACAUCUAGAUACGCGGAGGAGCUGCGAAGUCUCCACGCCAGUCUCAGCCUCACAGCGCACAAGACAAACAGGAUCUACGGCCGCCAGAUCUUCUUUUCUAUACGCACAAUAGACUUUUUUAUGACCGACUAUAUAUGCGAUUUGGUGGCUCAGUACCAGAGCAUGUCAAAGGACACGGCUAGCGAGGGCGUCAUGUCCAACGAGCUAUGUGCGUAUGUGAUCUACCAAAACAGCAUGGAUCUUAAUUUGAAGAUUUGCGGUCUCUUCCCAGCCAAUCGAAAGCAUUGGCUUAACAUGAUGGCAUGUAUCUUAGGCAACUCAACGGUGCUCCUGCAGUACCAUCUGAUGAUGUCCGGCAAAGAGGAAAAGUAA